Molecule: messenger RNA, 195 nt
Organism: Phytophthora sojae
Lineage: Eukaryota; Oomycota; Peronosporomycetes; Peronosporales; Peronosporaceae
Exons: 1
Source: RefSeq, a predicted model, not a curated record
CUUUUCACGCUUCGAAAGCAAGAUGGUUCAUCGCUCAGCUACUCGGCUCUGAACACCCAUCGCGCUGGGUUGUUUAAUCUCUACAGAGACUACGGCCGUUUAAUGGGGCCUCUCAUGGAAAACGAGUUGCGCCAGUUCUUCAAAGGGUUGAAACGACAGUUGGCUACAACGCAAGCGCGGGCGAAGGGAACGUGA